Brassica rapa (field mustard) is the source of this 2886-nucleotide messenger RNA. Its product is annotated as phosphate transporter PHO1. The record is from RefSeq and is a predicted model, not a curated record. Gene Ontology annotation, biological process: cellular response to phosphate starvation. Lineage: Eukaryota; Viridiplantae; Streptophyta; Magnoliopsida; Brassicales; Brassicaceae. Gene Ontology annotation, cellular component: membrane.
UUAAAUCGUCUCGUAGCUGCAAACCCAUGUUUGUGAGAAAGAUAUAAAUCCAUUAAGUUAAUUAGUGCCAAAAACAAAAAGAGAAAACUACAUUUACCUUCCCUAUACGUCUUUCUCUCUAUAUAUACCAACUUUCUUCUUUGCCUCUAAAUGCCUCUGUUAAACAUUAAACCUCUCUCUCUUUCUUUCUCCUUCUUCACGUUUCACAAAAUCGACAUAUAUACUAAUUAAGUGGGAAGGGAUUAUAUGUGAAGAAGAUGGUGAAGUUCUCAAAGGAGUUAGAGGCACAACUCAUACCAGAGUGGAAAGAGGCCUUUGUUAACUAUUGUCAGCUAAAAAAACAAGUAAAAAAAAUCAAAAUAUCUCGUAAACCAAAACCCGCUUCUCUUUACCCCAUUCCUCAUGAUCCUGAUUUUGGCCGAUCUCUUUUCGACCCGGUUCGGAAAUUGGCUAGGACCUUCUCGGACAAACUAUUUUCGUCCUCGGAAAAACCAGAGAUUAUUCAGGUAAGGAGAAGAAAAAGCUCAGAAGAUGGGGAUGACGUUGAGGAGAUUUAUCAAACUGAGCUUGUUCAGUUGUUUUCUGAAGAAGACGAGGUUAAAGUGUUCUUCGCAAAAUUGGAUGAAGAGUUAAACAAAGUGAAUCAGUUUCACAAAUCCAAAGAGACAGAGUUUGUGGGAAGAGGAGAGAUUCUGAAGAAACAGUUGGACAUUCUUGCAGAACUAAAACAGAUCUUAAGUGAUCGGAAGAAGAGAAGCCUUUCUGGCUCUAAUUCACAACGCUCCUUCAGUUCUUCUGCUCGAAAUUCUGACUUCUCUACAGGGUCACCAGGAGAACUAAGUGAGACACAAAGUGAAACAUCAAGAACAGACGAAAUCAUAGAUGCAUUAGAGAGGAAUGGUGUGAGUUUCAUAAACUCUGCUACGAGGCACAAGACAAAAGGAGGCAAACCCAAAAUGUCUCUCCGCGUCGACAUUCCCGACGCCGUGGCCGGAGCUGACGGUGGUGGUGCAAGAUCCAUCGCUACGGCCACUUCGGUACUAUGGGAGGAGCUUGUUAACAAUCCAAGAAGUGGCGGAGGAGAUUUCAUCAACCGGAAAAAGAUUCAGUGCGCAGAGAAGAUGAUACGUAAAGCCUUUGUUGAGCUCUACAAAGGUCUUGGCCUGUUGAAGACUUACAGUUCAUUGAACAUGAUAGCUUUUACAAAAAUAUUGAAGAAAUUCGACAAGGUUUCUGGUCAGCAAGCAUCAUCAAGUUAUCUAAAGGUCGUCAAGAGAUCGCAGUUUACCAGCUCUGAUAAGGUGGUAAGACUGAUGGACGAAGUGGAGUCCAUAUUCACAAAGCACUUCGCAAACAAUGACAGGAAAAAGGCCAUGAAGUUCUUGAGACCCCACCAGCAGAAAGAUUCUCACAUGGUCACUUUCUUUGUUGGAUUAUUUACGGGUUGCUUUGUCUCAUUGUUUAGUAUUUACAUAAUACUGGCUCAUCUUUCUGGAAUCUUCACCUCUGGUGCUCAAGUUUUAUAUUUAGAGACUGUGUAUCCUGUUUUCAGCGUUUUUGCGUUGCUGAGUCUACACAUGUUCAUGUAUGGAUGCAAUCUGUUUAUGUGGAAGAGCACGAGGAUAAACUACACCUUUAUCUUCGAGUUCGCACCAAGCACAGCGUUGCGUUACCGAGACGCGUUUCUAAUGGGAACCACGUUUAUGACAUCAGUCGUGGCCGCUAUGGUUAUACAUCUCAUCCUCCGCGCCGCCGGUUUCUCGGCCAGUGAAGUCGACACCAUUCCAGGCAUCCUCCUCUUGAUCUUCAUUUGUGUCUUGAUAUGCCCUUUCGACACAUUUUAUCGUCCUACAAGAUUCUGCUUCAUUCGCAUCUUACGGAACAUCGUUUGCUCGCCUUUCUACAAGGUUUUGAUGGUCGAUUUUUUCAUGGCUGAUCAACUUACUAGCCAGAUUCCAUUGCUUAGACAUAUUGAGUCAACUGCGUGUUACUUCAUGGCUCAAAGCUUUCGAACACACGAAUAUAAUACCUGCAAAAACGGAAGAAUCUACAGAGAACUUGCUUACUUGAUCUCUUUCUCACCUUACUUCUGGCGUGCCAUGCAAUGCAUAAGGAGAUGGUGGGACGAAUCAAACACCGAUCACUUAGUCAACAUGGGGAAGUACGUUUCGGCGAUGGUUGCUGCCGGAGUCCGCAUAACCUACGCAAGAGAAAGCACCACCGGGUGGUUAGCCGUGGUGCUUGUGAGCUCGGUCGUGGCCACGCUUUACCAGUUAUACUGGGACUUUGUCAAAGAUUGGGGUCUUUUGAACCCUAAAUCCAAAAACGCAUGGCUAAGGGACGAUCUAGUUCUCAAGAACAAGAACAUCUACUAUCUCUCCAUUGCGUUAAAUUUGGUAUUGCGAGUUGCUUGGAUCGAGACAAUAGUAAGAUUCAGGGUCAAUCCUGUUCAGUCUCAUUUGUUAGAUUUCUUAUUGGCAUCACUUGAAGUCAUUCGUCGAGGCCAUUGGAACUUUUACAGAGUGGAGAAUGAGCAUUUGAACAACGUAGGCCACUUUAGGGCAGUGAAGACCGUACCACUACCGUUCCGUGACAUGGAUUCAGACGAUUAAAGUUAAUAAUAAAUUGGAGGGUCUAGUGUCGAACCAGGUUCCAGGAAGCAUCUCGGAGAAACCUUUUGGGGAAGAUCCUGAAAUUGCUUAACCAUUUUAUCCUUAAAACAAACAGAACAGGGGACUACUGGAUUCUUGAUUUUUAUAAAACUUUCCAAGUGCAAAGACAAUUUAACUUCCAAGUUCGUAUAUUAAUUUUCUGUAAAUUUUGAUUUGAGGUUUAUGUUCAACUCUUCUCUUCUUUUCAAAUAAAAAUGUCACUGUUUGCUAUGCU